Molecule: messenger RNA, 1245 nt
Organism: Balaenoptera musculus (blue whale)
Lineage: Eukaryota; Metazoa; Chordata; Mammalia; Artiodactyla; Balaenopteridae
Exons: 11
Coding region: 264-1103 (279 amino acids)
Biological process (GO): regulation of gene expression
Cellular component (GO): nucleus
Source: RefSeq, a predicted model, not a curated record
GGCGCUGGGCUGGCGCACCGGGUGGGCCGAGCCCGGAGCCGCCGGCGCGGGGUGGUGGCCCCGGCGGGCGGGCGACAUGCAGCGGGACAGCGGCCAGGCUGCGGAAAAGGAAAGGGGGCUGGCCUAAAGGCAAGAAAAGGAAACCCCCGAGGGAGCCUCCUGUUCCCCGCGCUCCUAGGACAGGGUACGUGAUAUUCCUCAAUGAGCAGAGGAACCCCCUGAGGGCCAGGCACCCAGAUCUGCCUUUCACGGAAAUCACGAAGAUGCUGGCCGCUCAGUGGGCUCAGCUGCCCCAAGAGAAAAAGCAAAGGUAUGUUUAUGAGGCAGUUGAGGACAAGCAGCGCUACAUCCGAGAGCUGCAGGCCUACCAGAGCUCCAAGGCCUACCGAGCCUUCCUGCGGAGGCGGGCAGCGCACAAAGUGCAGGCGCUGUGCGGAACAGGUACACUAGGAUGUGAAUUUGAGAGCGAGGGCCUUGACUUCUCAGCAAUUGACAGGCCUUGGGAUGAGUUGAAAUUCUCAGCUGUGCUCAGAAAAGCCUCAACCCGGCAAGCGAUCUCACAGGGGGAUGAGAAUGAUGACCUGUACUGUCGGACCUGCAGGCAGUUCUUCAGUUCCCUGCAUAACAAGCGAGAGCACCUGCUGGGGAAGCAGCACCUGCAGAACCUCACAGGGGAAUUUGAAAAAGAUUCUGCCGAGUGCUUGAAGCAUCUGGAGCCUCUGGAGGGAGAGGUAGGUCAGAAUUUGAACAAAGGGGACUCAGAGGAGGAAGCUGAGUGCCCUGAUCCACUUCCACUCAGAGGCCUGAUUCCAGAGACGAGUUUUGCUUCACUUGACUUAUGUUUCUUGCAAGAGUUCAUCUUUAAACUUCUGAAAAUCAAAGAAUUUGAGCUCAGAGAGCUGAGGAAGACUUUAGAAAGAGCUCAAGUAGAGCAGGAGGCCCUGCAGAGGCAGCUGCUGGAGUUCCAGAACCGGCAGCAGAGGCUGGAGGUGGAGCUGGCCGGCCUGAAGACCUACGGGGUCGUCCUGGAGAAGGAGUUUGAGAACCUGAACAUGGUCCUGAUGCUGUCCCACUUCGGCCUGCGAGUCAUAGACACGACAUAAAGCAGUGCCCACCCCUGCACCGACGGAACCCCAGGACGCAUUCUGGACACACGGGGGUCAGCUUCCAAAGAUGCAUUUCCCUCAGUGGAGGAAGAGUGGAAGAUCCUGGGGUCCUGCGGAUGGGACGGCCAGGACGGCUCUA